AUGGAACUCCAGCUCGUCGAAUCAGGCGGACUUUUUGCAGCGGUGCUGUUUGAAGUCGUUCAACAGAGCGCUUGGACCCAACAUGUCGUUGCACUCACCAGAUACCGCGCAGGCCAACUACCAUCCCUCCUGGAUUUGGUAAUCACCAACGAAAGACACCUCGUUGGUCAGGUAACAACUAACGCUCCCUUGGGACAUAGCGACCACUGUGCUCUGACCUUUGAUUUCAUCUGCUAUCGGGUCAGAAAUCCAAAGCCUCAAAUGCGAAUGACAGGCGCUGAGCGACAAGAGCAAAACCGACCCGGGAAUCUUAGGCAUCAAUCCGUUAGUCCGUGA
This is a messenger RNA of Opisthorchis viverrini, 336 nucleotides long. RefSeq lists its product as hypothetical. The transcript is spliced from 2 exons. Lineage: Eukaryota; Metazoa; Platyhelminthes; Trematoda; Opisthorchiida; Opisthorchiidae. The coding region runs from base 1 to 336 and encodes 111 amino acids. The record is from RefSeq and is a predicted model, not a curated record.